AUGGUUGUCUUCAGCAAAGUUACCUUUGCUCUUGCUCUUUCGGCCGCCGCCUCCGCCGCGGCCGUGCCAGUGCACAGCCCUCGCCAGGGCUUCACUGUCAACCAAGUGACCAGGACCCCUACUCGUUCCAGGUCCGUCAACUUGCCCGGUGUGUACGCCAACGCUCUGUCCAAGUAUGGCGGCACUGUUCCUGCCAAUGUCCACGCCGCUGCUGUUAGCGGCUCUGCUAUUACCACACCCGAGGCCGGCGACAUCGAAUACCUGACUCCCGUCAGCGUUGGCGGCACCACCUUGAACCUGGAUUUCGACACUGGAUCUGCUGAUCUCUGGGUCUUCUCCAGCGAGCUUCCCUCUUCGCAGCAGAGUGGCCACGCCGUCUAUAAGGCUGGCAGCACCGGCACCAAGCUCUCCGGAGCCAGCUGGUCUAUCUCCUACGGUGAUGGCAGCUCUGCUAGCGGUGAUGUCUACAAAGACACCGUCACCGUCGGUGGCGUCAAGGCUACUGGCCAGGCUGUUGAGGCUGCCAAAAAGAUCAGCACCCAGUUCGUGCAGGACCAGAACAACGACGGUCUUUUGGGUCUGGCUUUCAGCUCUAUCAACACUGUCAGCCCCAACCCCCAGACCACCUUCUUUGACACCGUCAAGUCCCAGCUGGACUCACCUCUGUUCGCUGUGACCCUCAAGCACAACGCCCCUGGCACCUACGACUUUGGCUUCAUCGACUCGUCCAAGUACAAAGGCAGCCUGGUCUACGCCGAUGUCGACAGCUCCCAGGGCUUCUGGUCGUUCACGGCCGAUAGCUACAAGAUCGGCACUGGUGCCAAGGGUUCUUCCAUCCAGGGUAUUGCUGACACCGGCACCACUCUCCUCCUUCUUGACAACUCUAUCGUCUCCGCCUACUACAAGCAGGUUUCCGGCUCCCAGAACAGCAACUCGGUCGGUGGCUACGUUUUCCCCUGCUCCGCCAAGCUGCCCAACUUCACCGUCACCAUUGGUGGUUACGAUGCCGUUGUUCCUGGCUCCCUGAUCAACUAUGCGCCCAUCUCCACCGGUAGCUCCACUUGCUAUGGAGGUAUCCAGAGCAACUCUGGCAUUGGAUUCUCCAUCUUCGGUGACAUCUUCCUCAAGAGCCAGUACGUCGUUUUCGACUCCCAGGGCCCUCGCCUUGGCUUUGCCGCCCAGGCAUAA
Molecule: messenger RNA, 1188 nt
Organism: Penicillium soppii
Lineage: Eukaryota; Fungi; Ascomycota; Eurotiomycetes; Eurotiales; Aspergillaceae
Product: pepsin-like aspartic protease
Exons: 3
Coding region: 1-1188 (395 amino acids)
Biological process (GO): proteolysis
Molecular function (GO): aspartic-type endopeptidase activity
Source: RefSeq, a predicted model, not a curated record